This is a messenger RNA of Alligator mississippiensis (American alligator), 7976 nucleotides long. It is a transcript of the gene TMEM132B, whose product is annotated as transmembrane protein 132B. The record is from RefSeq and is a predicted model, not a curated record. The transcript has 9 exons. Bases 201 to 3443 code for a protein of 1080 amino acids. Lineage: Eukaryota; Metazoa; Chordata; Crocodylia; Alligatoridae.
UGCACGAGGCGCGGCGCGGCGCGGCGCGGCGGCGCCGGGGGCAGAGGCGCGGUGUGGAGCCGCGGGGCGGGCGCCGGCCGGCAUGGGACGGGCCCGGGAGCGGGCGCGGGAGCGGGGACGGCGCCCAGCGCCGGGGCGCGGGGGCAGGAGCCGCCGCUGACCCGGGAGCUGGCCCAGAGGAGCCCGGGGCAGCCGGCACCAUGAGCCCGGCGCCCCGCAGCCCGGCCCCGCUGCUGCUGCUGCUGCUGUGCCGAGUGGUGGAAAGCAGAGGCGGCGUCAUGGACAGCAUACAGAGAUUUUCAAACCUGCCUACAUAUCUUCCUAUGAGCUAUCACAUCUGCAAUGCCGACGUUUCCUUCUUCCUCAAAGAAGCCAAUCAGGAUAUUAUGAGGAACUCCAGUUUGCAGUCUAGGACGGAGUCGUUCUUUAUAUACAAAGCCAAGUUUCCACCCGUCCUAAAUGCCACUUAUGGACCCUUUUCAGUUGAACAGGCAAUUCCCCAAGAGCUGAUGCUGACUUCUGCUCCAUUUGGUUUCACAAAUAAGUUUGCUUUUAAUUGGAAAUUAAAGUCUCACAUUAUUGAGAGCUCAGUGUAUUCCAACAAGCCGAAAGUGCAAGCCUUGUUCUAUAUUGCGGGAAAGGACUGGGAGGACUAUAACCCUGCUGAGCAAUUGCCCUGCGUGAAGGUGUAUGCUUUCCUGGAGGAGAGGGAAGUCGUGGCUAGUUGCAGGUUGAAAGGUCACCUCGGAUUAUGUGUGGCCGAACUGGAAUUAUUGCCGAGCUGGUUCAGCUCUCCUACACCCCUGGCUUCAGAGUAUGAGCAAACAGCAGCCUCGCUGGAAGGGAUUACCGUGGAGCUCUUCUAUAAGAUAUACACAGCAGAUGGGGAGUGCUCUCCUGAGGAUGCAAAAUGGGAAAACAACAUACACACGGGCCAAGAUAAUGAGCACAAAGCUUUGCCGCCACUGGAGAGGAUUGGUAGCAUCAUUGUUUACCCGAAUCAAGACCAACUAAAACAGUCUUCUCUGAAUCUCGAUGAUAAUGUCGUGAUCCACUUACCACUCAACCCCGUCAAGGAAGGUGACAUUGUAACUUUCUAUAUUUCCCUUAACGGCGACUCCCUAGCAGAUGAGUUUACAUUAAGAAUUAAGGCAGCACCAGGUGUGAAAAUAAUGGCUAUCAGAGUCAGUGAUGCAGACCAGUGGGGGAUACAAGAAGAAAUAGAUAAUGAAGGGACCACGGCCACUGUUAUCUGUGCACAUCAUGAUCCAAAUGCAGAGAGCAGGGCCAACGUGUCCUUCCAUGAGAUCUUGCAGAUGGAUUUUGAAAUGGACAGUAGCAGCAACCUGACGGGGGCCCAGCAAAUCACCUGGCAGGUGGAAUACCCCAGAGAAGAGACCGUGAGCGAACUGGUGGUCUCCGAGAUCUUCGUCAGCCAAACGACAUUUGCAGGAAUCGUUCCUCUUGCAAUGGACACUGAAGUCCUCAACACAGCCAUUCUGACGGGCAAGACGGUGUCUGUGCCGGUGAAGGUUGUUGCCGUAGAGGAGGAUGGUUCAGUGAUAGAUGUUUCAGACUCCACUGAAUGUAAAUCAGCUGAUGAAGACGUCAUAAAGGUUUCUGACAGAUGCGACUCCAUCUUCGUUAAUGGCAAGGAGAUGAAAAGUAAAGUGGAUACCAUUGUUAACUUCACUUACCAGCAUUUUACUACCCAGCUAGAAGUGACAGUGUGGGUUCCACGGCUUCCUCUGCAGAUAGAGAUCUCAGAUACAGAGCUCAGCCAGAUCAAAGGCUGGAGGAUACCAGUCAGCUCCAAUAAAAGGCCUACCCGGGACAGUGACGAUGAAGAGGAUGACGAACGGAAGGGAAGAGGCUGUACUCUUCAGUACCAGCAUGCGAUGGUGAGAGUCCUCACACAGUUUGUAGCUGAAUCCUCUGACUUUGGAGGCCAGCUGACCUACAUGCUUGGCUCCGAAUGGCAGUUCGACAUCACAGAUCUCGUGACUGAUUUCAUGAAGGUGGAAGAACCUAAGAUUGCUAAGUUACAGGAUGGCCGGGUUCUGGUUGGUCGUGAGCAUGGGAUAACCACAGUUCAGGUUUUGUCGCCGCUCUCUGAUUCCAUCUUGGCUGAGAAGACAGUGAUAGUACUAGAUGACCGGGUAACAAUUACAGACCUAGGGGUGCAGCUAGUUGCAGGCUUGUCCCUAUCUUUACAAAUAAGCAAAGGAAAUAAGAGAGCUAUUGUUUCCACAGCCUCCGCUUACGAUAUUCUUCAUGCCCCGAAACAGGAAGCCAUAGUCAGUGCCUGGAUUUUGUUCAGUGAUGGCUCUGUGACGCCUUUAGACAUUUAUGACUCCAAGGAUUUUUCUAUCACAGUCACUUCGCUGGAUGAGAUGGUAGUAUCUGCCCAGCAAAACCUUCAGUCUAGAUGGCCUGGGGUAGUUGCAGAGGGUGAUGGGCAAGGACCCCUAAUUAAAAUUGAAAUGGUGAUCAGUGAGCCCUGUCAGAAGACCAAGCGAAAGAGCAUUUUGGCUGUGGGGAAAGGAAGUGUCAAAGUGAAAUUUGGGCAGAAAGAUUCUGAUCACAAAGGAAGCACUAAUGACAUUGAUGACGUGGACAGAGAUCUUAAAAACCACGUGAGCAAUUCCAUAGAAAAGACGGCAGAACAGGAGAGGACAGUGCAAGAAUGGUCCAAAAUUGGAGCUUCCGUUAAUCAUGAAGACAAUGUCAACAAAAGCACAACUUCCAAAUCUCCCGUUGAUCAGAAAAAAGGUCCCGAGGAUGGCCAGCUCCUAAAUAAUCCAACCGUCUUCGCAAGUUUUCCUACACAAGUAGAGAUCCCAGGGCAAAAUAAUCCCAACGACCUUACGUUGACUUCGAGAGGGUUAACAGAUUUGGAGAUUGGCAUGUAUGCCCUGCUGUGCGUUUUCUGCCUAGCGAUUUUGGUCUUUUUAAUUAACUGCGUGGCUUUUGCUUGGAAGUACAGGCACAAAAGGUUUGCUGUGAGUGAGCAAGGCAACAUCCCGCAUUCUCAUGAUUGGGUCUGGCUUGGAAAUGAGGUUGAACUUUUGGAAAACCCAGUUGACAUUUCACUCCCAUCAGAGGAAUGCACUACGAUGAUUGACAGAGGAAUGCAGUUUGAAGAAAGCAACUUUCUCCUUAAUGGGAGCUCUCAGAAAAAUCUUCACGCUCAGAUCCUCAGAUCAUCCGACUAUGCUUGUGAGAAAGAAGUUAAAAGUGAACCUAUUCAUCCUUCCGGGCCAAAACAGAAACGAGUUAAGUUCACUUCAUAUACCACAAUCCUGCCGGAAGAUGGAGGUCCCUACACCAAUUCAAUCCUAUUUGACAGUGACGAUAAUAUUAAAUGGGUAUGCCAAGAUAUGAAUCUUGGCGAUUCCAAGGAACUUAGGGACUAUAUGGAAAGACUGCAAGACAAUAUGUAAAACUACUUUCUUAUGUUUGUAAUCACCUUUAUGCCUUCUGUUUCAUGGAUGGUGGAACAGUCAGUCCAGUCAGCAAUAGGAAAUAACCCAAGAGAGUCUAACCUGUGGAGGUCCUGAGAUGAUAACUUCAUAUCAUUGAGCAGGUUCAGGAAGCUGGCUGAGUUAAAUGCGUUUCACCAUAAACCAGGAUGUGCCCCUAAAACAGCUCCAUGUAGGUAUUGGAGGUGUCGCACAUGAUGGCUGUUUUUGUAUACUGCCUGGUACUAGCUAAAUGCUAAUACAACUACGCUCAGACUCAGAGGAGACUACCUUUGUUUGUCAUCUCAUGAUAAGCAGUAAUUCAGAGAACGAGGGAUUUUUUCUGUUGAUUUUUUCUAGUCGUCGUCCUUUGUAAAGCACAGUGGAUAUUUCUUGCUUACAGCCUGAGACUAGGCAUACUUUAAAAGAAAUCUAAAACAAAUCUGUUUAAUUGUAUUGCCUACGUGCAAGGCAGCCAAGCAGUUUCAUUACUUUUUACGGGAAGACCCACCCACGCGUGGUUCAUUUUUUUCCGUAUUGUUUAUGAAGUUGAUUUGACUUAGGGAGCACUAAAUAUUUUCUUUGGGGACUUUUUUUUUUUCUUUUCUUUUCGGUUGUACCAAAGUGUAGUACAGUAUAUUUACAAUGAUUCAGGUUUUCUGCUCAUUAGCAUCAGCCCUGAAGGAUACCUCCUUCAUCACUGAUUAUCUUUCUCCUUCCCAUGUGAGUCUUUAAUAUCGGAAACAUAGAAAGUUAUUAAGAAAUCUUACACUGGGAAAGGGCUGUAUCGUCUUACAGGGAACUGUACAUACAAUAAUAAACCCUGGAAAACAAACAAAAAAAAAAAUCAAGGAGUAGCCCUGGGUUUACUUUUGUCAUUGCCAACGUGAAAAAUUACCGGCAGCAAAACCGAAUACCUUUCAAAGAACAAUGCCUCUGUUGAAAUAGUAACAUUUAUAGAAGUUUUGUGUGGGCAACACAUAUUAUUAUUAUCACAAUACCCCCCCCCCCCCCCGAAACGUGGUAUUGAAAUGCACAGAACAGGGAACAAAUUGUCUAGGAAAUAACCAAAGGCUUGAAGUCUGUGUUACUGUAUAGUAAAAAAAAAAAAAAGAAUUGAUGCUGCGGUUUAAUGGUACGUAGCGCUCCAUCUACAAUUACUGGUGCCUCCCGGCCCCGUGUAAAACCCAUCUCUAAACGUAAGCCAGGUAAUGAGAGAGCCUUUACAUCAAGUUUGAUUAAAAAAAGAAAAAGAAAAAAAAAACCACGAGGCACGGUAACACAAAGCGGCUGUUCCUAAACUUGACAAGAAAAACGUUAGGCUGGAGAUUCAGAGCUGCCAUUUCAAAAGCAUUAUAGGCAUUUUCACAUUGAAGUACGAUUGAAAUGUGUGGAAAAUUACAACCUGGAAACCUUUCUGUAGGAAAUGUCUAAGAGAAGCAAUAAAGUACGCUGCGUGAAUCGGGAAAAGACAAAAUAGGCACCUUGUCCAAACAGAACUUCCUCGCUGCCCCCCCUCCCUGUUCUCCCGGGGUUUAGGCAAAUUUGCCGGAGUUUAGGCAAAUUAAAUUCGAGAACUGGAUCUGGCAACCUGAGCGUGUUUUUGUAGCUGUCCAAGACAGCUGGGGCUCUGGGGAAGUCUGUUCAGAUCCUAAUCCACGUGAUGAGUUGGGAACAUCUCCGGUGCAAAUACAACGGAGGAAUGCUAAUAAUUAGCAUGGAGGAGAUAGUGUGGACACCACGGCUAUUGAACUGACAACAGACUACCGUUUGAUAUUGCUACACCACGUGGUAGAGGGGGUGUCUACUGCAAUCCAGUUUUAAAGUGUUAAGAACAUAAUGGUACUUCAGUUUUAUGAGAGAGAUGGCACUGGCUGGGUCACACUAAUGCUCAAGGUUUUUAAUGAUGUCUCUUCUUCUCUAAUUUAACAGGGACAGAUAGGGACGUCUUAAUUGUUGCCAGUUACUGAAACAUUUCUCCCUCCAGCUCACCAGAUUCGUUCACAUUGGGUUUAACUAUAAGCAAAGCACAGCACCCGUGGAUAUAAAUUGGCCAGGAGUACAUUUAUAUUAGAAGUGGUAAGAAGGUUUUUAAUAGUCAAGACAGUGUGGUUUGGGAACGAUCUUACAAUAGAAGUAGGAGAGGCAAAAUAACCUAACUACCUUUAAGAUGGAAUUAAUUAACUUUAACGAUGGUAUCAUAUAACCUGGUUGCUUGUGAUCUGGGAGAUCCUUCCCAGUCCUCUAUGUUUUUCUAUAACUACUUAUCUACUUAAGCUCCAUGCUUAAGCAUGUCCUGAUCUCCAUCCUUACUUGGCAAAGCACUUAAGCUUAUUAAACCCAAAGGAAUUUAAGUGCAUGCUUAAGUGCUUUAUUGAAUCUCUGCCAAUAUGUUAACAAUGGACAUGAGUCAGUAGCUGUGCAGCUUAUUCUGGAAAAUUUCCCUUUUAGGAAUGAGAAAUAUGAGAAAAAACGUGAAAUGGCAGUUUUCAUGCAUUUCACGUUAGCAGUCACUUCACUAUGAGGCCAAGGCUGCUGGAAUUAGAGCACACGUUUCCACGCUUCUGUUCCAUUGUGUGCAUGUUUAAUAGAAGCUAUAAAGUUUACAUGGGGGAUAUAAGAGGAGUAAACUUCUAGUUUAGCACAGAUUUGUCUGGGUUGGCCAAAGCAAAGUCCCUUGUUGGCUCUGCUGUCUGUAGCGUGACUGGUUUGGGCUAUCUGGAAGUCAUACACAGCAAGUCCAUCCAGAAGUUAAUGUCCACCAGUGACAAUAUACAGUUAAAAAGCUAAGAAACAUAAUUGCUAUCUAAUAGUAAAAAAAAAAGAAAAAGGCCUCAACAUUUAGCCUUCAACACCAAUGCACUGAAUGUGGCCAUGAUGUGAAAUACUCUGGAACUACUUAUCAUAUACGAAUAUUGAAUAAACUGAAUUGUUGCAUUAAAGUUCAGAAGUGACAGCAAGUAAAAAUGCAUAAAGCUACAGAAUGAAAAACCAAGACAACAGCGAGAAAAUGAGAAUGUACAUCUUCUGCUCUCAUUUUAUGCUUCUGUAACAGGUAGAAAUAGUGGAGUUACUCUAGAUCAACACUGGCCUAAUAGGUUAUCUGUUCCUACUUAGAAGAGCUAGGUGAAAAUUUUAGGACAAGUAGUUUAUUCAGGAGAAAGUAGUUCCAGAUCAAGCAAAUAGUUACAGCUGAAGAAAGCUAAAACUUUCAAAGUAAAAAUUUAUAAAUGCUUAAUUUUGAUGUUUUGGACAACAUUUUUAAAACUUUUCAAAAUGAAAAUUUGAAACAAAAAUUUCAAAUGUUUCAAUUUUAUUUAAUUUUUUUUAAAUGUGUGAAACAAAACAAAACAAAAAAAGAGAGCAGAAUUAAACUUGUACCAUGAAACUGAAAUAAUUUAUUUGGAAAAAAGAGGGGAAAAAAGGUUUGGAAAAGAAGAAGAGAGAAUUUUUUUAAGCUCUAACUUGGCCAGUACACCAAAAAUUCAGCUGUUUGCACUGUUCUUUUACUCUGUAUUCUGCUCUACUGUUAAAUGAACUAUAUUUGAAGACCAAUAAAAAAAAAAUCUCAAUUUUAAUAGGAUUAUUAACCAAAAGAAGGGUUCCUGUUAAAAGACAGAUUGUCUAUAAGCAGGAAACGUGUGAGGAGACUUGCAUUGUUAUGCCUGUAAGAAUUAAGCUUCAAUAGCUGCAGAGAGGCAACACCCGUGGCUUCAUACAGAAUAAGAAAUACCCCGGAAAGGUAUUUAUGACUCUUACAGGACAUACGUUUUGUGUAGGUUUCUUUGCACACUAUCAAGGAAAGUACGCACGCAUUAAGUAUACAUAGCGCCGAGAAGGAAACUCGUUAAGGGAGGAUCCACAUCAUUUGUCGGUUCUUGCAAACUUUAUAAAUUAUAAAUAAAGGUAACAUGAGACACUCGGCCAUUGUAAAUCUGUGUGGAGUGGUUUAUAUCUUCUAAAGAUCUGACCCACAGAGAGUAUUAAGGGGAUGAGUUCACUUCCAACUGUGCAGCAUUAUUAUAUUUCAUUUGGACAUUAUACAGCCCAAGUCUAUAUGGCUUUUCUCGGCACCCUUCUGAUCCAAGGACGAAUUUGGGAAACCAGUGCCCCUUACACUUCUCUAUGUAUAACAAAGCUAGAUUAAUAUUAAUGAGCUGCUCUUUCUUCAUUCAUAUUGGGGAAUGUACAAGAAUACCUUAGAGCCAUAUGACUCUAAUAUGACAUAAUAUAAUGGAAUAUAUCUGUAUUUCAAGGGAGAGUACAUUAUGAACGGGUUACCAAAUUUUCAUAGGGAAUAUGCUCUUUUCUGAAAUACAUAUUGUAUGCACUACAUUGAAAUACACUAUAGUGUAUUGUGAAAGGCAUACAUUUACUGAAUCGGCAACACUGAAUAUGUAUAUACAUUACACCCAAAAUAUUUAUACAUAUAGUAAGUCUUAGAUGUAUAACAGAAUGAAUACUGUACAAAAUAAACUGUAAGUUAAGAGAAUUAAAGAGGACUUUUAUACCUGU